UAAGAGAUGGUACAAAGCAAGAAAUCAAUGUUCAAUGGAGACCAUUACAGACUUCUCUUGUUGUUGAUCCUGUAUACGGUGCAAGGCAUCCCCAUGGGGUUCUUGAUGAGAUCCAUGCCCAUUAUGCUGAAGAAGUACUAUUCAUACUCAGAUAUUGGAGUUUUGGCAAUGUGAUCAUAUCCGUAUAAAUUCAAGUUCCUGAUAGCUCCCAUUGUCGAUACAGUAUAUUGGAAGCGUUUAGGCAGAAGGAGGUCAUGGAUCAUCCCAAUUCAGUUGUUGGCGGGUAUAAUCAUGUUUAUUGUAGCAAUGAAUCUACAAACUCUGAUCCAAGACUACUCUGUGCACAUAGUUGCUCUUGCAUUCACGGCAAUUUUCUUUUGUCUAGCAGUCCAGGACAUAGCAGUUGAUGGGUGGGCAGUCACUAUUGUCAAAGAGGAAAAUCUCAAUUAUUCAGCAACAGUCCAGAAUGUAGGGCUUUCAUUAGGAAUAGGCAUCUCUACGACUAUUUAUCUUGCUCUGAACUCUUCUCAUUUCUGUAAUUCCUUUAUCAGACCAUGGUAUGUAAAUCCUUCUCUACUCGAAUUAGAAGAUAGUGUUUAUUCUGAACCAAUAAUUAAUGAAAAGACCUUUAUGAUCGGAUGGGGAAUUCUAACAAUUUUCGCAUCAUUGUAUGCCUUCCUGCUUCAUAAUGAGAAAGAUGAUAGGAUCAAGUUCAAAGAAGAAGAUACUCUAGGAGUUAUAGACACCUUCAAGCUUGCUAAGAACCUUGUUUUCAAUAGACAUACCAUGGUUUUGAUAUUUUUUUGGGUUGUUACAAAGUUAUUCUCAAGAUUCUCCUUAACUCAGGACUUGUAUCUCCUCAAUGAGAAGAAGUAUGAUCAAGGAAAUUACUCGAUUGCGACUGCUAUUAAGUUCCCAUGAGAGAUUAUGACUUCUCUGUUGAUAUCGAAGUACGCAUUCUCUAAUCCUUUCAGAACAAAAUAUAUCUUCUUAUUCGUGAGCAUAGUUGUAAACCUGCUCUCAGUCAAUGUGUUUUUGUACAACUAUGAUAGCUUAGUAGUCUAUAGCCCUUAUUUGGUAGACAUUUGUGUAAUCGUAAUGGUUGUAGCUAAUAAUGUAGCUUCAACAGCUGAGUUCAACUGUGAUAUUGCUAUUAUGAAUAAAAUGUGUAAUAAGGGAAAUGGAGGAACUCAUAUAACUAUAUUUGCAUCAUUGAUGAAUGCUUCAGGCAUUAUUUCUGACCUUUACAGUUAUAGAGUGGUGGACAAUUUCGGAAUGUUCAUGCCUACAUUCACAGGCAGCAUCUUAUCUGUACUAGUCCUGAUCCUAGUUAUCCCUAUCCUAAAAAUACUUGAAAAGACCAAAAGGGAGGACUUCUAUCACCCUCUUGAGAAACAAAAGGUUGAAUAAAUCCUUAAAAAUCGUUCAAAUCUCUAAUA
Molecule: messenger RNA, 1439 nt
Organism: Moneuplotes crassus
Lineage: Eukaryota; Ciliophora; Spirotrichea; Euplotida; Euplotidae
Source: the annotation of a GenBank genome assembly